This is a messenger RNA of Balaenoptera acutorostrata (minke whale), 3321 nucleotides long. RefSeq names its product transcription factor SPT20 homolog. The record is from RefSeq and is a predicted model, not a curated record. Gene Ontology annotation, biological process: regulation of transcription by RNA polymerase II. Gene Ontology annotation, cellular component: SAGA complex. NCBI's taxonomy places the organism in Eukaryota, Metazoa, Chordata, Mammalia, Artiodactyla, Balaenopteridae. The transcript is spliced from 6 exons. Bases 1 to 3321 code for a protein of 1106 amino acids. Gene Ontology annotation, molecular function: transcription coregulator activity.
AUGCAGCAGGCUCUAGAAAGAGCUUUGGAUCGUGCGGAGUAUGUCAUUGCAAGUGCCCAACAGAGACCUCCGGAAAGGAAAUACCCAUCUAAUGGGGAGAAGUCUCUCUAUGAAAAACUUUAUGACAUUUAUGUUGAAGAAUGUGAAAAGGAGCCUGAGGUUACGGAGGAAUUAAGAAGCAAUGUGAACCUGUUAGAGAAGCUUCUUAGGAGAGAGUCGUUGCCGUGUUUGGUGGUCAACCUGUACCCAGGAAAAGAGGGCUAUUCGCUGAUGCUCAAGGGGGAACAUGGAUCAUCUGCAGAGACCACUCGACUGCCCUAUGAAGAAGGGGAAUUGCUCGAAUACUUGGAUGCAGAAGAAUUACCUCCUGUUUUGGUGGAUUUCCUGGAAAAGUCUCAGGUUAACGUUUUUCAUCGUGGGUGUGUCAUAGCAGAAAUACGGGACUACAGGCAGUCCAGCGGCGGGGAACCUCCCCAUUACCAAAGCAGGCAUAUUCUCUUACGUCCCACGAUGCAGACUUUAGCCUGCGAUGUAGAGGCCAUAGCCAGCGAUAAUCCGAAUUGGACCCAGGAGGACAAACUUUUGCUUGAGAGCCAACUGAUCUUAGCUACAGCUGAACCACUGUGUCUAGACCCUUCUAUAUCAGUGGUCUGCACUGAAAACAGACUGCUCUAUAACAAACAAAAGCUGAACACUCUUCCCAUGAAAAGGAACUUCAAGAGGUAUUCUAUGGCCUCUCUGAAUCGGCAGCAGGAGCUGUCUCGUCCACCUCCUCCUGAGCUAAGAGCCCCGACUUCCUGCAAAAGAAUAAGAGAAAGUAAAACAGGUGGGGAUUCCGGCCUCAAAACUUUUAAAGCAGGAAGUUGUGUAGAUACGUGGAAACAGAGACCCUGUGACUUGGCCGUACCUUCUCAAGUGGACGUGGAGAAAUAUGCUAAAGGGAAAAAGUCUGUCAGAUAUGAUGAUUCACAACCAACAGUCUGGCCCGUGCAUGAGGUACAAGGUGGUCUUGCAUUUGGAUGUGAGGCUGGCUACCAGCCCCAGGCAACAAGGCCGACCGUCAGGCAGCUGACUGAUAAUUCACUUGCCUCUGGAAAAGGGUCCGGUAAAGAAGCCACGUGGGAGAGACAGCUGUCUCCCCCCCACCCCUCCGCAGCUGGCCAUCCCUGCAGUUUCCUGCCCAGGCCAAAGACUGAUGCUGGGAGAGUGGUCAGUCGGCCCGAGGAGUCGGUCCAGAAGAGCACCCAGCGUCCAGUGCAGAUGUCACACAGCUCCAGUGGCUCCGCCGGUCUCGGGCAGCCUUCUCCAGGGAAAGAACCAGAACAGCCUAAGACUGGGUGGGUUCAGUCUUCAGUGCCCGGCAGAGGAGCCAAACAUCCAGCUCCACCCAUGAGACUUCCUGGGCGCUCAGGAAGGAGCUCCUGGGGUGACAGCCUCACUUCACAGCAGGCAGGGAGCUCUCAGCCAUCCGGGCCACCUGCCCGCAGGAGCUCCGCCGCCGCCGCCGCCUCCUCCGCCUCCGCCGCCGCCUCCUCCUCCGCCUCCGCCUCCGCCUCCUCCUCCUCCUCCUCCUCCUCCUCCUCCUCCUCCACCUCCUCCUCGUCCGGUAGAGGUUCAGCUCCAGCAGCCGGCCCCGCAGCCGCGCCUCUCCCAGCUGCUUCCCAAGCGGCCCCCGCAGGGGCCCUGCGCCCCGCCUCCUCGGCUGCCGGCAUCCCAAGGGUCCGGGGGUACGGGGUCCGGGGGUACGGGGUCCAGGGACACAGUGUCCGGGGGCACGGGGUCCGGGGGCACAGGGUCCAGGGGUACAGGGUCCGGGGGCACAGGGUACAGGAGUACAGGGUCUGGGGGCACAGGGUGCAGGGGUACAGGGUCCGGGGGCACACGGUGCAGGGGUACAGGGUCCGGAGGUACAGGGUCCAGGGGUACGGGGUCCGGGGGUACGGGGUCCGGGGACACAGGGGACACGGGGUCCGGGAGUACGGGGUCCGGGGGUACGGGGUCCACGGACACAGGGUCCGGGGGUACGGGGUCCGGGGGCACAGGGUCCAGGGGUACAGGGUCCGGGGGCACAGGGUCCGGGGGUACAGGGUGCAGGGGUACAGGGUCCGGGGGCACAGGGUGCAGGGGUACAGGGUCCGGGGGUACGGGGUCCGGGGGUACAGGGUCCAGGGACACAGGAUCCCGGGGUAUGGGGUCCGGGGGUCCGGGGUCCAGGGACACAAGGUCCGGGGGUACGGGGUCCGGGGGCACGGGGUCCAGGGGCACAGGGUCCGGGGGUACAGGGUGCAGGGGUACAGAGUCCGGGGGCACAGGGUGCAGGGGUACAGGGUCCGGGGGUACAGGGUCCGGGGGUACGGGGUCCGGGGGUACGGGGUCCAGGGACACACGGUCCGGGGGUACGGGGUCCGGGGGCACGGGGUCCGGGGGUACGGGGUCCGGGGGCACGGGGUCCAGGGGUACAGGGUCCGGGGGCACGGGGUCCAGGGGUACAGGGUGCAGGGGUACAGGGUGCAGGGGUACAGGGUCCGGGGGCACAGGGUGCAGGGGUACAGGGUCCGGGGGCACAGGGUGCAGGGGUACAGUGUCUGGGGGUACGGGGUCCGGGGGUCCGGGGUCCGGGGGUACAGGGUCCGGGGACACACGGUCCGGGGGUACGGGGUCUGGGGGUACGGGGUCCAGGGACACAGGGUCCGGGGGUACGGGGUCCGGGGGCACAGGGUCCAGGGGUACAGGGUGCAGGGGUACAGAGUCCGGGGGCACAGGGUGCAGGGGUACAGGGUCCGGGGAUACAGGGGCCGGGGGCACAGGGUGCAGGGGUACAGGGUCUGGGGGUACAUGGUCCGGGGGUACAGGGUCCAGGGACACACGGUCCGGGGGUACGGGGUCCGGGGGUACGGGGUCCAGGCGUAUGGGGUCUGGGGGCACAGGGUCCAGGGGUACAGGGUCCGGGGGUACAGGGUCCGGGGGCACAGGCUGUGGUGGUAUGGGGUCCAGGCGUAUGGGGUCCGGGGGUACAGGGUCCGGGGGUACAGGGUCUGGGGGUACAGGGUCCGGGGGUACAGGCAAGCCUUGGUCGUUCACCUCAGUGCAGUGGGCGGAUUCCUGCAGCCCCGGGUGCCCUUGUUGUCCCCGCCGGCCUCUGGCUGGAGCCGCCCCGGGCUGAGCCCCCUGCAGCAGAGGGGCCGGGCCUCCGCGGCCCCGCCGCCGCAGGUGCACUCCACCGUGCACGGCGCCGACUUGCCGCCCCCUCGGGGCCCGCAGCCCAGCAGCCAGGCCGCGGGGACCGCGGAUAGAGGCCCGCCAGCCGCUCCCAAGCCCUGA